AUCUGGCACUUCCGACUGAGUCAGAAAAAUUAAACAUUUGUAAAAAUAGAAGAUUACUCGUAAGAGUUUGGUUUUACGACAAAGCAAAGACGUCUGAAUUCUAUAUAUCUAACUAUUUUUUGAAAACCUCGGUACCAGAUAUCAGUGUAUUUUGUUUUUUUAACGUUUUGUGUACCGCAUCUGUUACAGAAAAGUGGGCGGGGUAACCAAAAUAAACAAAAUUUCAGCAGAUACAUUGGUAAUAUUAUAAUCGUCCACAAUGAAGCUCUAUGCCCUGUCAGUGUUGUACAAGGUUGGGGACAGUAAGGCCACCCGUUUAGUGUCGGCACAUGAACUCGCUGGAUUCAGCUUCUUUCAGAGAAGCAGUGUUAAGGAAUUCAUGAACUUCUCUAGUAAAAUCAUAGUAGAAAGAACAAUGACAGCUUCCAGAUCAUCUGUUAAAGAGCAAGAGUACAUCUGUCAUGUGUAUGUGAACAGUAAUAACGUUGGUGCAGUUGUGAUAGCAGACCAUGAGUACCCGCAACGUGUCGCCCACACACUCCUUAACAAGGUUAUAGAGGAGUUUGAGGCCAAGGUGGAUAAGAAGCAUUGGUCCAUUGCAAAGGAAGAUGAAAUCAAGUUUCCAGAGCUAGAACAGAUGUUACAAAAGUACCAGAAUCCUCGUGAGGCAGAUGCUAUGACGAAAAUUAACGCCGACCUCGACGAAACUAAAAUUAUUCUGCAUAAUACCAUCGAGGCAGUUUUAGAACGUGGGGAGAAAAUCGACGAUCUGGUAGAAAAAUCUGAAGGUCUCAGCUUACAGAGUAAAACAUUCUAUAAGACAGCUAGAAAGACAAACUCCUGCUGUGUGAUACUCUAGUAAUACUGGAAGGGGUACAAAGUUGACAGUAUUCCGUGCUGAUGGCACAACGAUUGUGACUACAGGCUUGGACGCCCGGCCAGAUUUCCGGCCGAUUCUUCAACCUGACAUAAUUUUGAUGUCCAAUUGACUAUUGUCUUUCUGUGAUUGGAAAUGUUUGUUGUCUUUAAGGAUAGUCUUCUUAAAACUUUAAAGCAUAUUUGUGUGAUUUUUCAGGCCUUUGGAAUGAUUAAAUUAAACUUUUAUGUAAAGAUAACAUGUUAACCUGAAAACAUUUUAUAACUGAAAUACUUUCCCUCAAAAGUUAUUAGGCUGAACAAAAUAAUGUUGUGGUAGGCUGGGUAGAUAGGGCAAACAUUUUAUCUUCGAAAAUUAUUUCAUUGUGUACGAAGUAUUUAGUUGUUGUAUUGUUUAAAUACAUACAUAUUCUGACAUUAGUGUUGCCAAAAAAGUAACAAGAACAGAGGUAAACUGUAUCACCUUGUUCAAAUAAUAGUACACACGGCUUAAAUUUAAAAAUAAAAAAUUAAAAUGGGUCUCAGUGGUCAAGCCCUGCACUAGUAAAGUGCUUUCCGGGCUUGCUCAAAUUCUGUUUUUUUACAGCAGGGUUUGUUAAAAAACAUAAUGCCAAGCAGAAGUGUAUGAAUUCGGGCUUGUUCAUCCCAAAGACUAAUUUUGAUGACUGAUGUCUGCACUUGGGAUAUGAACGUAGGGUUGGUUGUGUAAUUAGAAUCCCAACAUUAUUUUUGUCUGGCUUAGAUUGGUUAUCUUUUGCAAUUAUGUACAUUUCCAAAAUUAUCAUUUUCCAAAUGUGCAAUAUGCUUUGCUGUGGAAUUCGAUGUAUCAGUGCUAUGAAAUUUUCUCAUGACAUAUUAACAUGUAGUUAUUUCGCCAAUAUACUUGUCUUAAAUGAUAAGGGCCAUUUUAUCAAAGAGCACAUGAAAAAUAUUGUAAUGUCAAGUUGUCGGAAAUUGAUAGUCUUAACAUGGAAAUAAAGCUAGUUUAACUUUUCCAGCAAAACUAAUUGUUUUAAAAAAAAAAUCACAAUACAACCAAGAAUUGGGCAUUUGAGAAAUCAGUCGUACAUUACGCUCCUUGACAAGAUGGCCAUUGUUUUUAAUGUAACAAAUUUAAAGUCAAUAAUAUAUUAUUUUUUUAAGGAUAACAUUUCUUUUAAAGAAAAGGUCUAUGUGAUUAAUCACUAUGUAGUCUCUGUAAUUAUUUAUUUUAGAAUUGGUCAUUAUUCAUUUUCCAUACCGGUACUUAAAGUUAAGAAUUGUAUUAUUUUUGUGUCUGAUCUGAUUUUGAGCAUUUUUAUGUGAAUUGUAAAUUAUUAUGAUUUUUAAUUUGUAUGUGUAAUUAUUAUUACAGAUAUGUACACAUUGGGCCGAUUGUUUGGAACAUUGUUUCAAAUCUUUAAACAUCUGAAAGUUUUAUGGCCACACAUGUGAUUUGCAGAAUGUUUCACCAAUAUUGAGGCAAUAAGUAUCUAUCCUGUGUUUCCUGUACGGAUAGAAAUAUCCAACCCUAGGGUAACGAGGCUUGCAGCGUGUCUGAGGGUCGGAUUUUUUUAUACGGACCAGAAAAACAUGAUUUAUAUUUUUUCUUGCAUAUCUAAAAUUAUCAAUUUGUGAAAAAAUUGACAGGAAAGGUUCUUUUGUACAUUUCAUCAAAAAGCACGAGUGACAUUGUUGACUGAUGUUUUAAAGAGCAGUAAUUUCUUAAUCACUAUUGACAUCAAAUAGUUCCUCUAAAAAUCAAGCUAUUACAAUUAUUUAGUUUCAAUUUUAAUUGAAAGUCUUGCAUACUUAUUUAUUUGAUUGCGCUUUAUUGAAAUGGCGUAAUUUUCUUUUUAUAAACCAUAAGAUUAAAGAAAUAAGAAUUGGCGUGUUGUUGCGCGUGACUCAUCUUACAUGGGUGUGUAAGACAGGUUUUUUCCAGCACUGGUCACAUGACCGGAAACACACGUCUAAACACACGUCUGGUAUGCAAGAAAACUGAUUCAGCUAUGCCUGUUUUACUUAAAUACAUCAUAACAUCAUAAAAUAUUUCACCUGUAAAAGUUAACAAUGAUGCUGUUAACAAUGUUGUUAACUUUAACAAAGUUCUGAACAAUCAGCCCAUUGAUUCAUUGUUCAGAGUUUAUUUUAAGUGACAAAUUGAAAAACUUUUCUGGGGUCUGCAUUAUAGGUACAUUUCUUACGAUAAACUGUGUUGUAGUUGAUUUUUUUUUAAAGUAGUGUAUUUUUGGUUUACUAGUAACAAAAUAAAUGAAAUGGUUGUCUAUAAUAGAAUUUGAAAUUCAGUUCAUGUAAUGUGUCGUCGCUGUAUGUGACAAAGUUGAAUACAGAAAUUAUUAUUUGUUUGUUUAAGUUGUCAUUCAAAUUCCAAAUGCAAUACAGCGAUUUCAUUGGUGAACAGAUAAUGGCAAAUUGUAAGUGUGAUUAAAGUGGAAUAGCUGUAAACUAGAUUAGUUCAUUGGUGCCAAUACAAUCAUGUAGCUAGCCAUGUUGAAAGCAAAUGUAUACUGUGAUUAAGGGACCAACCAGUUUAUUCAACAGGAUUGUAUUUGCUUUGUUUCCAAGAUGGUAAGAGUGUCGUGUUUACAUACUUCUUUCCUAUAUUUUAACUGAGGUUAUUUCCCUUGGUAUAAUAUGGUGCUUCUGUGUAAUCUGUAUGCUGCUAGUUUCUGUAUUAAAUUUUGAUUAGUGGAAGACACUAAAAUGUUUGUAAUUUUAAGAACUGAUUUUAAUAGUGAUUCUUUAAUCAUGACUUUAUUCAAAGCAAAUAUUUUUUUACACCUUCACUUUUUUUGUAAUAAAAAUUCUUAACAAUUAGUUUUAAGAUUUUUGGAUGUCUAAUGUACCAAGCAUGGUGAAUAAAGCUUAAUUCAUUGGCUGAUGCCCCUUUGAAGACAUGUACUUGGUUGGUACCAUGGGCCCCAAUUUCUGAAAGAAUUUUAAGUCCCUUAUUAGAGAAAAAUUGAUGAUGACUUUUGUAACUAUAACUGGUUCUUGGAUUAACUGAGCCCAUAUGCACUAUCAUUUGAGACUCAGAAAACGAUAUUCUAUAUGUUUCAUAAUAUCUAUAAUAUAACUUAUUUUGACAUAAAGUAUGCGCUUGAUUGUAAAAUAGGUUAUUUGUUACAGGCGUAGCAAUUUUGUACUAUCGUUGUUCCUAUACUAGCAUUUUUACAACAAAUUUAUCAUUUCGUUAUCUGAGCUUUGUAAUACGAGCCCAGAUACCAUCUGUAAACUUGAUAUUUGGGGUAUUCGUGAAAACAGAUAUUCGGGGUAUUCGUGAAAACAGGUUCCUGUUGAUAUACUCUUCUUAGUACCUUAUUAAGCUUUCAAGUGAUGAAUAAUGGAUAGAAUUAUGUACUGUGUACACAAAUACGUUAUUUUCUGCCAUAAAUUAUUUUUAUGAAAUAGUCUAUGUCACAUGUUGUUUUCAUAACCCUCCAUCAUAGAGAAUAAAUUAAAAACAUGG
This is a messenger RNA of Mya arenaria, 4348 nucleotides long. RefSeq names its product synaptobrevin homolog YKT6-like. The transcript has 8 exons. The coding region runs from base 260 to 859 and encodes 199 amino acids. Lineage: Eukaryota; Metazoa; Mollusca; Bivalvia; Myida; Myidae. Gene Ontology annotation, biological process: endoplasmic reticulum to Golgi vesicle-mediated transport. The record is from RefSeq and is a predicted model, not a curated record. Gene Ontology annotation, molecular function: SNAP receptor activity. Gene Ontology annotation, cellular component: Golgi apparatus.